GGGACAUGCCCGGACUUGGCUCUGCUGCCCUCUGCUGGCCCGCGGUGUGGGACGCUGUAAGGGAGUGGGACCCUCGCGUCCUCGCAGGUGUUUUGUCUGGCCAUUUUAAAAUUAAGUCAAAAUGCCAAUAAGACCAGAUCUCCAGCAGUUGGAAAAAUGCAUUGAUGAUGCGUUAAGAAAAAAUGAUUUCAAACCUUUGAAAACACUUUUACAAAUUGACAUUUGUGACGAUGUGACGAUUAAAUGCAGCAAACAGUUCUUGCACAAGUUGGAUGACCUUAUAUGCAGGGAACUUAAUAAAAAGGAUAUUCAAACUGUUUCAACUAUUUUGAUUUCUUUUGGAAGAUGUGGCAAAAAUAUCAGUAUAUUGGGGCAAGCCGGACUUCAAACUUUAAUGAAACAAGGACUGGUCCAAAAGAUGGUUGCCUGGUUCGAAAAAUCCAAGGAGAUUAUUCUGAGUCGAGGAAAUUCAAAAGAUGAAGGUGUUAUAAGUAUGAUAGAAGACUUAUUUGAUCUUUUGAUGGUCAUGUAUGACACCAAUGAUGAAGGUAAAAGGCAAGUAGCGGAAAGUUUCGUCCCUCGAAUUUGUGCCCUAAUUAUUGACUCAAGGGUGAAUAUUUGUAUUCAUCAGGAGACUAUAAAAAAAAUGAAUGCUAUGCUUGACAAAAUGCCUCCAGAUGCCAGGAAAAUACUGUCUAACCAAGAAAUGUUAAUUCUCAUGAGUAGUAUGGGAGAGAGGAUUUUAGAUGCUGGAGAUUACGACUUACAAGUAGGUAUCGUAGAAGCUUUAUGCAGGAUGACUACAGAAAAACAAAGACGAGAACUCGCGUGCCAUUGGUUUUCAAUGGAUUUUAUUGCUAAUGCAUUUAAAGGAAUUAAAGACUCCGAAUUUGAAACAGAUUGCAGGAUUUUUCUCAACCUUGUGAAUGGCAUGCUUGGAGACAAGAGAAGGGUCUUUACAUUUCCUUGUUUAUCAGCAUUUCUUGAUGAAUAUGAGCUGCAAAUACCAUCAGAUGAAAAACUUGAGGAAUUUUGGAUAGACUUUAAUCUUGGGAGCCAGACUCUCUCAUUCUACAUUGCUGGAGAUAGUGAUGAUCAUCAGUGGGAAGCAGUCACUGUGCCUGAGGAAAAAGUACAAAUAUACAGCAUUGAAGUGAGAGAAUCAAAGAAACUACUGACAGUAAUUCUGAAAAACACAGUAAAAUUUAGUAAAAGAGAAGGGAAAGAACUGCUUUUGUAUUUUGAUGCGUCAUUAGAAAUCACUAAUGUGACACAAAAAAUUUUUGGCACAAAUAAAUAUAGGGAGUUUACCAGAAAACAGAGCAUUUCAGUUGCCAAAACAUCUGUGCAUGUACUUUUUGAUGCAAGUGGAUCACAGAUUCUGGUGCCAGAAAGCCAAGCCUCACCGCUAGAAGAACUCGUUAAUUUGAAAGAAAAAGCUAACUCUCAAAAGGAAUUUGCUAAACCUCCAAAACAUAUCAAAUACAGUACUCAAGGGGACAGAAAAAGUAGUCAGCUGGAGGUAAUCACUCCCAGCAAAAGGAAAAUGUCUGAAGCAUCAAUGAUUGUUCCUGGCGCAGACAGAUACACCGUGAGAAGUCCAAUACUUCUGACCAACACAUUGACACCACGAAGAAGAAGAAUUAAAUCACCACUGCAAAUGACGAGCUCUGCAGAAAAACCUGGGGUUUCUAAAACAUCGGAAAAUGAAGUGGAUAACGCUGCAUCACUUAAAUCUGGACCAUCUCAAGGAAGAAAUCGAGGAGAUGAUACAGACAAACAUACCGAAACUGCUAAAGUCGCAGAAAAGACAGAAAAUAAGGACACUGACUUCCCAAACCAAAAUUUUAAUGAACUCCAAGAUAUUCCUGACUUGCAGGCAGUGGGAAAAAUUGAUAAACCUGCGUUACCCGGUGUUCUAGACAACACCUGUGGAAACAAAAUGCAGUCUAAAUGGGCGUGUUGGACGCCUGUAACAAAUAUCAAGCUGUGUCAUAACCAAAGAGCAAGCGCUUCGUCAGGGGACACAUUUAAUCAAGAUAUUGUUAUCAACAAAAAACUUACUAAACAGAAAUCAUCCUCUUCAAUAUCUGAUGAUAAUUCUGAAGAAGCAAGAAAGGUGGAAUUCAAGAAAGAAAUAAUGCAGCAUAACAAAAUAGGUAGAGCAGAAGUAGAGGUUUGCAAAAGAAACAAUCAGCCACUAAAUUACCAACACCCGGAGCAGAAUAUCGAAAACACGAAGCAGAGUGACUGGCGCAUUGAAUCUGAAACUACUUUUAAAUCGGUUCUCCUGAAUAAGAGAGUCGAAGAGUCUCUAAUCUAUAGGAAGAAAUACAUACUGUCAAAAGACGUGACUUCUGCUGUUCGUGAUAAAAGCCCUUCUCCUAGAAAAGGUGCAAAGAAUCGUAGAAAAUCAGGGAAGAGAUUAACGUCUGAACUGAAUUCCUGGGAUUCGAAACAAAAAAAAACGAGAGAAAAGUCGAAAGGGAAAGGAUUUACUGAUGCAGCGGCAUCCUUGAUAAACCAGAUUAAUAAGAGAUAUAAACCAAAGGACAAUAUAAAGUCUACAAGAAAAGUAAAGGGAUCUUUGAUUGACGGUGGUUUUUCAAGCAAAUCUGAUCUACAGCUCAAUCAGGAAAAAGUUCAGAAAAAAAGUUAUAGACAACUGAAGACCACUUUUGUUAAUGUUACUUCUGAAUGCCCAUUGGAUGAUGUCUACAAUUUUAACUUGAAUGGUGCUGAUGAGCCUAUUAUAAAACUUGGAAUCCAGGAAUUUCAAACUACAGCUAGAGAAGCCUCCGUGGGUAAUUCAAUAAAACUGGUAGGUUUAAAGACUCGUGAUGAACUUGAAACUUCUCUCAAAACAAAAGAUAAAAGAACUGUUACAGAUCAUAAAAAGAAAAAUCUCUUUAGCGAUACUGACACAGAAUACAGAUUUGAUGACAGCAAGACCGAGAUUAGCUGGCUAAGAGAACCAAAAUCAAAACCACAGCUACUAGACUACAGCAGAAAUAAAACUGCGAAGAAACAGAGAAGUGGGAAAUCAAGACCACCUUUGGAAAGGGGACAACCAAGGUCUAAAAUGACAUCCAAUAAAAACAUUACCAAAAAAGUAGAUGAGACAGUCCCAGAUGGGAGGACCAGACUUCCACGAAGAGCGGCAAACACCAAAAAAAAUUACAAAGAUCUCUCGAAUUCGGAAUCAGAAAGUGAACAAGAAGUUUCACAUUCGUUGAAAGAGAAAUCGCUAGUAAAGGAGGAGAAUAUCCAACCCAGAAGCAAAACCAGGAGGCUGUCGAAGAAAGAGCCGAAUGCCGUCUCCGCCAACCCACAAAAGGAGGCUGCGUCCAAAGAGUGGGACCACUCACCCCUCCCCAAAGACACCAGGCGAGGUCACAGCCUGGACUUAUCACCUGUGUCUUUAGCUGGGAGUUCCUCAUCCAUAGAAGUCAUGAGAUGUGUAGAGAAAAUAACAGAAGGGGAUUUCACUCAGGAUUAUGACUGCGUAACAAAAUCCAUAUCACCUUAUCCAAAAACCUCAUCACCCGAAUCCUGGAACAGUAAAUAUGAAGCUGGAGGUCCGAGAGAGUCAACCAAAAACAGUGAGAAAAAUUUACCAUGUGCAGGAGAAAGUUUCUCACGAAUUCCACAGUCGUUGGUUUUGGAAAGUCGUUCAGCAUCCCCACUGUCCAUGUCCAGUGAAGGACGAGAGAAAGUAUGGCAUGGCGUGCCCCGGGACUCCGCUCACAUAUCAGGCCCUACGCACCAUCUGAAUCGCAAACGGAUGUACAUGGAAGAUAACGUAAGUAAUUCCUACGAAGUGGAAUUGGAAGAGGAAGAGGACGAGGAUGGGAUAGCAAACUUGCUUGCCCGAAAAAAACAGUCUAAAAUCGAAGGUGCGAAUGAUCGCGCUGACAAAGUGUCUGAAAGUACCUCUCCAUUAUCAACAAAUGACAUUUUUAUUCCUGGAAAGAACCAGGAAACUGAAGUUUCAGGUGUAGACAUGUACGAGCAGCUCAAUACGGAAUUUAAAAGGAAAGUCAGUCUCCGCCAAAAAUUGAUUGAUUAUUUUAAUAAUCACUCUUGGAAAACGGCUCAACACCACCUGAAAGCAAUGAACCAUAAGAUUCAUGAAUACAGGCUCAAAAAACUCGAUAAAUUCCAAGACAGCAUCAUAGAGGAACUGGAGAAAUUGGAGAGAGAUUCACAGUCUUUAAAAGAGUUGGAGAAGGAAUUUGCGGACUUUUGGGAAAAGCUAUUUCAGAAGUUCAUCGCUUAUCAAAAAAAUGAACAGGAAAGGCUUCGCGUCUUGAAAGCUUCAUUGGACAAAAAUGUCUUCUACAGCCCUGAUCGUGAAGAAAAUAUUUGUACAUCUGAGAUGUGUUUCAUGAAGGAAAAGAUGAACGUGCUGCAAGCCAGGCUCCUCAAAGAGAUGCAAGAAGAGGAGCUGCUUACUGUGCGCAGAGGCCUGCUGUCACUCUUCAUGGCUCACGAAGCAAAUGUGAACAUGUGAAUCUAGUUACGAAGUUUUAUCCGAUCCCUCUACAGCUGAGAAAGUCCCUUUGACCUCAGGGACGCGACGCUGAGCCCCAAAACGUC
Messenger RNA from Pteropus alecto (black flying fox), 4599 nucleotides. RefSeq names its product synaptonemal complex protein 2 (gene SYCP2). The transcript has 43 exons. The record is from RefSeq and is a predicted model, not a curated record. Bases 122 to 4513 code for a protein of 1463 amino acids. NCBI's taxonomy places the organism in Eukaryota, Metazoa, Chordata, Mammalia, Chiroptera, Pteropodidae.